Messenger RNA from Penicillium nucicola, 1599 nucleotides. Its product is annotated as sugar porter family MFS transporter. Gene Ontology annotation, molecular function: carbohydrate:proton symporter activity. The transcript has 5 exons. The record is from RefSeq and is a predicted model, not a curated record. NCBI's taxonomy places the organism in Eukaryota, Fungi, Ascomycota, Eurotiomycetes, Eurotiales, Aspergillaceae. Bases 1 to 1599 code for a protein of 532 amino acids. Gene Ontology annotation, cellular component: membrane. Gene Ontology annotation, biological process: transmembrane transport; carbohydrate transport.
AUGUUGGAUUUUAAACAACCCUAUUUCGGCCUUCGGGGAGGAUGGCUUACGUUCUGGAUCACGUUGGCCUGUGGUGCUGACAUGACCCUGUAUGGAUAUGACCAGGGAGUCUUCAGCGGCGUUGUGAUUUCGCAGGAUUUUCUUCGCGUGCAUGAUCUCGAAGGGCCGACUAGAACUACGCUCCUCGGGACGGUUACCGCUAUUUACGAUGUCGGGUGUUUUUUGGGAUCGAUAUCUGCAUACUGGCUGGGUGAAAUAUUGGGUCGCAGAAAUACUGUUCUCUUGGGCACUACUGUCAUGUCUAUCGGGGCUCUUCUGCAGGCUUCUUCGUACAGCUUGGGUCAAAUGAUGGCUGGUCGAGUGAUUGCUGGAAUUGGAAAUGGUCUCAAUACAUCUACGGCGCCCAUUUGGCAAGUCGAAACUUCCAAGGUGCAAUGGCGAGGAAAACUUGUCAUCCUCGAGAACGUCCUUGUACUCGUCGGCUUCUCGUUGGCCAACUGGCUAAAUUACGGUCUCUCAUUUGCCAAAGGUCCAGUUUCAUGGCGCUUCCCAUUGUCCUUCCAAUUUAUUUUCAAUAUAAUAUUGUUUUGUACAGUCCCAUGGCUACCCGAGUCUCCGAGAUGGCUCAUUGCCCACGAUCGCGCCGAGAAAGCUGUCCAAAUUAUCGCAGAUCUUGAGGAUAAAGAUAAAGAAGAUCCCUUUAUUCAGCUUCAGGCGACCGAGAUUCAAUACAGUGUCGAGUACGAGAGAGCAAAUAGCGUCAGUUUCAGUGAUAUCAUACGUGGAAAGGGUCACGAAAAGACGGGCACGCAUACAAUUCGCCGACUUCUACUUGGAAUGGGAGCACAAGCCAUGCAGCAAUUCUCUGGUAUCAACGUCACCUCUUACUACUUGCCUACAGUAUUAACCAAAUCUGUUGGCUUGAGCGAAUCUUUGGCCAGGCUUCUCACGGCUUGUAACAGUGUUCAGUACUUGUGUUUCUCUAUGAUUGGCAUUCCAAACGUCGAGCGAUGGGGUCGGCGAAUGCUUCUGAUGUUUGGUGCCGCGGGGCAAUGCUUUUGCUAUAUUUUCAUCACGGCAUUGAUUCGGUAUAAUCAGUUGCCAGAUUAUCCUCAUCGACAUGAAGUAGCUUCGGCAGCUGUGGCCUUCUUCUUUUUGUACUACGUCUUCUUUGGAAUUGGUAUGCAGGGUGUGCCAUGGUUAUAUCCCAAGGAAAUCAACUCGCUCACAAUGCGUACCAAGGGAGCCGCUCUGGGAGCUGCUACAAAUUGGAUUUUCAACUUCAUGGUGGUGGAAAUAACACCCAUUGGCCUUCAGAACCUUGGCUGGCGGUUUUAUAUCAUUUGGGUUGCCUUGAAUGCAGCUAUGGUACCUCUGGUUUACGUCUUUUAUCCGGAAACUGCAGGUCGCACUUUGGAGGACAUAGAUGAGUAUUAUCGCGGAAAUCCCCCGCUUCUGGCAUGCUUCGACAAGGAGGCAAUUUGUAGCAAGCGCCCUGAGCGGUACAACCGUCGGGAUGAACAUGUUAUUCGUGCGAAAGAGGGUGACGGCUCGGAGGAGCCCCAGCACUUGGAAAGCACGGCAGAUACUGGUGCGUGA